GCUCCAAAGAAAGAUAAGGCUCCUCCACCAUCUUCCAAGCCCGCCAAAUCUGGCGGUGGCAAGCAGAAGAAGAAGAAGUGGAGCAAGGGAAAGCAGAAGGAGAAGGUGAACAAUCAGGUGCUGUUUGAUCAGGCUUCAUAUGACAAGCUCCUCUCUGAAGCACCCAAAUUCAAGCUCAUCACUCCUUCCAUUCUCUCUGAUCGUCUGAGGAUUAAUGGGUCACUUGCAAGGAAGGCGAUAAGAGAGUUGAUGGCUAGAGGUUCAAUCCGGCUGGUGUCCGCUCACGCGAGUCAGCAGAUUUACACUAGGGCAACAAACACCUAGAUGUAGUACCUCGCAAGAUCAAUGAAGAAAUUUUUGUUUCAGUUUGAGAUGUACUUCAGACUAGACUAAUGUUGAAUGCAUCUGAGGUUUUUUUUCUGUCCUUGAUAAUAUAUAUUGCUUUUGUUUGUUUAUCA
Messenger RNA from Arachis duranensis, 458 nucleotides. RefSeq names its product 40S ribosomal protein S25-3. Gene Ontology annotation, molecular function: structural constituent of ribosome. NCBI's taxonomy places the organism in Eukaryota, Viridiplantae, Streptophyta, Magnoliopsida, Fabales, Fabaceae. Gene Ontology annotation, cellular component: cytosolic small ribosomal subunit. The record is from RefSeq and is a predicted model, not a curated record.